AUGACACAAGAUAGGAAGAUAAGCGUUGCGUUUGUGUGUCUGGGGAACAUUUGCCGUUCGCCAAUGGCCGAGGCAGUGUUCCGACACACCGUGAAACAGAAAGGAUUAAGUGAUCGCUUCGAGAGGAUCACAUCAUUCGGGACGGCCGGGUAUCAUAUCGGCGAAGAACCUGAUAGCAGAUCCGUUUCAACUUGUCGUAAACAUAAAGUUCCCGUCGACCACCUCGCCCAGCAGAUUAAACCCAAACAUUUCAAAGAAUUUGACUAUAUCAUCUGCAUGGAUGACAGUAAUUUCAGCAAUCUGAAACGUAUCGAGCCAGAAGAUAGUAAGAGCCAAGUGUCGCUGUUCGGCGAAUGGAACACAAACAACAAGUACAAUAGGAUAGUCGACGACCCAUACUACGGUGGAAUCGAUGGAUUUGAAUACAAUUUCGAACAAGUUACGUAUUUCAGUGAACAGUUCCUUGCCCAAGAGUUAUAG
Molecule: messenger RNA, 480 nt
Organism: Tetrapisispora phaffii CBS 4417
Lineage: Eukaryota; Fungi; Ascomycota; Saccharomycetes; Saccharomycetales; Saccharomycetaceae
Gene: LTP1
Product: tyrosine protein phosphatase LTP1
Exons: 1
Coding region: 1-480 (159 amino acids)
Biological process (GO): protein dephosphorylation
Molecular function (GO): protein tyrosine phosphatase activity
Source: RefSeq, a predicted model, not a curated record